CACCCGCCCACCGCAAGGAUGCUCCUGGGGUUCCGGAGAGGCCGCAGGAACCAGUUCAAACACAUCGUCCACGGCCUUCUCCCUGCAGCCAGCAUCGCUCCGAAGCCAGCCGUGCCCCGCACGCCUCCUCCCCGCAGCCCCAACCCCUCUCCGGAGAGACCAAGAUCUGCUCUGGCCGCAGCCAUCCUGGCGACGACGUUAACUGGCCGGACCGUUGCCAUUCCUCAGCCUCGCCAGCGAUCCCGGUCUGAGAGCGACACGACCUCCGUGGAAAAGGACAGCUUCAUCGAGCCCUAUGCCACCUCCUCGGAGCUGAGACUUCGACUAAAUGGGCAGAGUGAGAUGAAAAGAAGAACUUCUCUGCCAUCCUUUGAAACACUGGGCUAUGGGGAAGAAGAGGACGUUGAAUCUCAGCUGUCAUCCAGCUGCGAGCAUUUGGAGGAUGUCGGUGCCCAGGAAGAAGAGGGAGGUCGCAGUGAUGACGUGUAUGCCGUGCCACACAGAAAUCAGGUGCCAUCGUCCCACGGGGUGGACAGCGAAGACGAUGAAAAUACUUCUACUCAAGACGGGUUUCCGGGCUCACCUCUCGCACCACGGCGUGCCCAACAAAAAGAUAAUAAGCACUCUGUUCUGAAUUUGAAGGAUGAAAAACCUCCAUUAUGUGAAAAACCUCCACCCUCCCCAGGUAUAACUGGUAGAGCACGUCAAAGAUGUAUGGAACUGACCAAAGAAAAGUUUGAGGAAUUGAAAGAGGAAAAUUUGCACCUGAACGAUAGAAAUCAAACCCUGACCCUUGAACUGAAUGUCAUGAGACAAGCAAUGAAAGAACUGCAGCUAAAACUUAAGAGAAUGGAAAAACAGAAGGAAAAGCUAAAAGAGGUUGAGAAAGCACCGUCGCAGGAAGUUACCACACCUGAAUUACUUUAUCUCCAAAAACAAGCUCAAGAAUUGGUGGACGAAAAUGACGGGUUGAAAAGGACUGUCCAUCGUUUGAAUGUAGAACUGAGUCGAUAUCAAACAAAAUUCCGGCAUUUGUCCAAGGAAGAGAGUUUAAAUAUCGGAGGCCUCCCCGCCAAAGGCCCCACGCCACCCUGGCUGCUGGAUAUAAAGUACCUGUCGCCACUGCUGCUGGCAUAUGAAGACAGAAUGAAAGAGAAGGAUGAGCUCAACGCCACCCUCAAGGAGGAAAUGAGAAUGUUCAGGAUGCGAGUCCAAGAAGUGGUGAAAGAAAACGAAGAAUUGUACCAAGAACUAAACAAGAACAGCCCCGUUACCAGCGAGGAAUGGCAAUUCCCGAGUGCCGGCCAGCUGGUUUCUAAGCUGACCAAACAACUAAUGCUUCUGGAGACGAAAACGCAGGACCAGGAAAAGGAGCUGACAGAAAACAAGGAGCAGCUGGAGAGUUUCCGCGCCGAAUGCGAAGAACUCAAAACACAGUUGAACGGCAAAAUCGCAAUGAAAGUUCACACUUCAAUUGUAAACGAAUUAAAAAGCCAGUUGCGGAAGGAAGAAGAGAAACAGAGCGCCGAGACGGAGGAGCUGAUGGAAGAGUUGCUGGCCCUGCAGGUGCAGAGACAGAGCCUGCUUCUAGAGAAGAGCAAGCUGACAGUGAGAAUCAAAGCGCUGGAAGCCGAGCUCGAGAGGGCACAGAAAAUAAAUAGGAGAUCUCAAAAGAAAAUUGAUGUCCUCAAAAAGCAGGUGGAGAAAGCCAUGGGGAACGAGAUGUCUGCCCACCAGUACUUGGCGAACCUUGUUGGUCUGGCAGAGAAUGUAACCCAGGAACGGGACAGUCUGAUGCAUUUGGCUAAAUGUUUAGAAAGUGAGAAGCACGGAGUUAUCAACAAAAUCAUAAAAGGCAAUAUUCGCUUGGGAAAGUUGGAGGAAAAAGUUAAGGGAUACAAGAAGAAGACAGCGCUGAAGCUGGGUGACAUCAGCCACCGUCUGGUGGAGCAGCAGGAGGACUUUGCUGGCAGGACGGCCCAGUACCUGCAGGAGAUGAGGCACCUGCAUCGGAUGCUCAGGGACAAGCAGGACGUCCUGGACGAGGCGCUGCGGCAGAAGAGAGAAAUGGAAGGUGAACUUGAAGUUAUCUGGGAGUCUACCUCCAAGGAAAACCGGAGAAUCCGAGAACUUCUCCAGACCACGCUGGCGAGGACAGGCAUGGGGGACGGCCCCAGGGCUUUGGAGGACCCCUGCUUCGACGGGGUCUCUCAGGGAGACCUGCUGGUCGGCUGUGAUUUUAGCUACUGCGACCCGAAGCCUCCUGCCAUCACCUGCCGCCGUGUGCAGGAGCCUGCGGAGAGGCCCCCGCAGCCCGAAAGGUCUGCCGCGCACAGGCGGGGGACGGCCGAUCCCUUGCCCCCAGAGGAGAGCUAG
Propithecus coquereli (Coquerel's sifaka) is the source of this 2376-nucleotide messenger RNA. It is a transcript of the gene CEP89, whose product is annotated as centrosomal protein 89kDa. The transcript has 19 exons. Gene Ontology annotation, cellular component: ciliary transition fiber; centriole. Lineage: Eukaryota; Metazoa; Chordata; Mammalia; Primates; Indriidae. The coding region runs from base 19 to 2376 and encodes 785 amino acids. Gene Ontology annotation, biological process: mitochondrion organization; chemical synaptic transmission; cilium assembly. The record is from RefSeq and is a predicted model, not a curated record.